This is a messenger RNA of Sorghum bicolor (sorghum), 2217 nucleotides long. RefSeq names its product probable bifunctional riboflavin biosynthesis protein RIBA 1, chloroplastic. Bases 223 to 1866 code for a protein of 547 amino acids. The transcript is spliced from 7 exons. The record is from RefSeq and is a predicted model, not a curated record. Gene Ontology annotation, biological process: riboflavin biosynthetic process. Gene Ontology annotation, molecular function: GTP cyclohydrolase II activity; 3,4-dihydroxy-2-butanone-4-phosphate synthase activity. Lineage: Eukaryota; Viridiplantae; Streptophyta; Magnoliopsida; Poales; Poaceae. Gene Ontology annotation, cellular component: chloroplast.
UUCCGCCUUCUCGAGUACCCAUCUACCUCCUUCCCCGCCCGCGCAGCGCCAGCGAGUGACGUCUCUACCCAUCCUCCUCGGCAGCACCCCUCCCCCGCCCCCCCGCGCAGCGCGAGCGGAGUUUUGCAGUACGCCGCGGCUCGCUUCGCCACGCGCGACGAAUUCCUGGUGCAGGUGCGGAAUUUCGCGGCGAAUUGGAAGGGUUUGCUCACCCAAAAUAAGAUGGCCUCAAUCGCGCCUCCGUCCUCAGCGUCGUGCGCUCGGACUUCUAGGUUGUGUUAUGAUGCUUCGCUUUUACCAAGUGCUACAUCAAACACUUUGAGGACAAUCGGAUCAAUUUGCUUGGAAAAUACCCGUCGACUCAGAAAGUUCCAUAUAUCUCAUGCCGUGGGUGGUUCAUCAGAGAAUGUUAUUAUAAAUGGGAAGGCCAACCCAUCUAAUGCAGUUCAAGCAGAUGCUGUUGCACUUGGGACCAUUGCAGCUGAUAUGGCUCCUGUUGUUGAUGGUUUUUCUGUUGAUGAUGAUGAGCUUGACCUAGACUUCCCUACAGAGGGUUUCUCAUCUAUACCUGAAGCUAUCGAGGACAUCCGUCAAGGAAAAUAUGUCAUUGUUGUGGAUGAUGAGGAUAGAGAGAAUGAAGGUGAUCUUAUAAUGGCAGCAUCAAAGGCCACACCUGAGGCUAUGGCUUUUAUAGUGAGGCAUGGCACCGGGAUUGUUUGUGUCAGCAUGAAAGAAGAGGAUCUGGAAAGGCUACAACUUCCUCUUAUGGUGACGACAAAGGAAAAUGAAGAGAAACUGCGAACUGCCUUCACUGUUUCAGUGGAUGCCAAGGAGGGAACAACAACUGGGGUUUCAGCAAAUGAUCGGGCAAACACAAUACUGGCACUUGCGUCUCCUAAUUCCAAACCUGAGGAUUUCAACCGUCCAGGACAUAUUUUUCCUCUUAAAUACAGAGAAGGUGGUGUGUUAAAAAGGGCUGGACAUACUGAAGCAUCGGUGGACCUUGCCAUGUUAGCUGGGUUACCUCCUGUUGCAGUUCUUUGUGAAAUUGUUGAUGAUGAUGAUGGUUCCAUGGCUUUAUUACCAAAACUGCAACAAUUUGCUAAGAGGGAGAACCUGAAGAUAAUAUCAAUCGCAGACCUGAUAAGAUAUAGGAGAAAGAGAGACAGAUUGGUAGAGUGCGUUUGUGUUACACCAUUACAAUUACAGUGGGGUUCAUUUAAAUCCUAUUGCUAUAGAUCUCUUAUUGAUGAGAUGGAACACAUAGCCAUGGUGAAGGGUGAUGUUGGGGAUGGCCAGGAUAUCUUAGUACGAGUGCAUUCGGAGUGCCUAACUGGGGACAUAUUUGGAUCAGCGAGAUGCGAUUGUGGGAAUCAACUUGCUCUGGCAAUGACCAUGAUUGAGAAAACUGGCCGGGGUGUAGUAGUUUAUCUUCGUGGCCAUGAGGGUAGGGGUAUUGGGCUGGGUCACAAGCUUCGAGCAUACAACUUACAAGAUGAUGGGCGAGAUACUGUCGAGGCUAACUUGGAGCUAGGGCUGCCUGCUGACUCACGGGAGUACGGUAUAGGUGCACAGAUACUACGCGAUCUUGGUGUCAGGACCAUGCGGUUGAUGACUAACAACCCUGCGAAGUACACUGGACUCAAGGGUUAUGGUUUAAGUGUCCUUGGCAGAGUGCCAUUGCUGACACCGAUAACCAAUGAGAAUAGGCGCUACAUGGAAACAAAGCGAUUGAAGAUGGGGCAUGUUUAUGGAAGCCGCUCUAGUGAUCAUGCAAGUGGCAGUGGCUUGGCUGGUGCUGGCGAGAGAAAGGAGCAGGAUCAGAAUGACAGUGCCGACGUGCAAAAUAAAACUCCAGAAGCUUGAGUGCCUAACUCUGCGUUUCUUCUGGCAGUAAAUAGAAUCGUUGAUUCCAUUUCAACAACCUUUUUUCUUCUUUCUGAUGCUGAGUUUUAGCCAUAUAUUCAGUUAGCAUGGUUGAUGCUAAUGCCGGAACUAGUCAGCGGUCUAAGGAGUUCGGGUCUAAAAUAUUCUCAUAGAGAGGUAAGCUCUCUUCGGACAGUUUGUUGCUUUCUUUGGGUACCAGUGACUAAUUUAACUAAAGGACAAUUGUGUCAGUGGUGGCGUGAUGUACUACAUUCUGCGUGAGCAUUUUCGGCUGAUGUUUUUUCGGGCUAAUGUUGUUUUGUUAUGAGAGAAAAACAUUAUACCAUGGUU